AUGAAAGCUUUAAGAGCUCUGAGAACUCUCUCUUCGAAACCCAGAAAAACCCCAUUAAACCCAAUCUUCUUUCACAGGUUCUACGCAGCUCAACCUCAAGAAGACGAUUCCAGUCAUACCCCAUCCCUCUCAGACUCUGAAAAUGGUUCAGACUCAGUCUUUGACAGUACCCAUUACGACAUACCAACCAUUAGUUCAGAUUCUAAGCCGAAAAUCCCUCAGAAGCUCACUUGGAACACCAAAUACAGAUCAAAAGCUGAUGAAUUGAUUGACCAAAAGAAAAAACCUGAUGAUUUGAUAUUUAAGAACAGCUCGCUCGCAAAGAAGCUUCUUGAGGCGGCGGUAUGUUUGCCCUCAGACGACGAGAAUGAGGAGGAUGAGGAGGAAGUGGUCAAGGAGGAGGACCAGAAGGCGUUGUCGGUUGGGAUAAUUGGUGCCCCGAAUGCCGGAAAGUCUGCACUGACGAAUUAUAUGGUUGGGACUAAGGUUGCUGCUGUGUCACGGAAGACGAACACCACUACUCAUGAAGUAUUAGGAGUGAUGACAAAAGGAGACACACAAAUUUGUUUCUUUGAUACUCCAGGACUUACAUUAAGUAACAGAGGAUGCCCUUACAAGGAUUUCAAGGUUCGUGUAGAAAGUGCUUGGAGCUCAGUUAAUUUAUAUGAUGUGCUCAUAGUUAUUUUCGACGUCCAUAGGCAUCUUACCAGGCCUGAUGCAAGGGUUAUAGGAUUAAUCAAGCGUAUGGGAGCAUUAGCACACCCAAUACAAAAGAGAGUUUUAUGUAUGAAUAAGGUUGAUUUAGUUGAGAAGAAGAAAGAUUUGUUAACGGUUGCCGAGCAAUUCAAAGAUCUUCCUGGGUAUGAAAGGCAUUUCAUGAUUUCCGGUCUAAAGGGAUCUGGAGUGAAAGAUCUUACUCAAUACUUGAUGGAUCAGGCUGUCAAAAGAUCUUGGGAGGAAGAUCCAUUCAUCCUGACUGAGGAAGUAAUGAAGAAUAUAUCAUUAGAAGUUGUCCGAGAAAGGUUGUUAGACCAUGUCCAUCAGGAAAUCCCAUACGGUAUUGAACAUCGGUUGAUGGACUGGAAGGAGUUGCGAGAUGGCUCUCUUCGGAUUGAACAGCAUCUUAUCACUCCCAAAUUAAGUCAACGCAAGAUUCUUGUAGGAAAGAAGGGCUGUAAAAUAGGGAGAAUUGGCAUGGAAGCUAAUGAGGAGCUAAGGUCCAUCUUCAAGAGGGAUGUCCACCUCAUUCUCCAGGUUGAGCUAUGA
Molecule: messenger RNA, 1266 nt
Organism: Prunus armeniaca (apricot)
Lineage: Eukaryota; Viridiplantae; Streptophyta; Magnoliopsida; Rosales; Rosaceae
Source: the annotation of a GenBank genome assembly